Parnassius apollo (apollo) is the source of this 1041-nucleotide messenger RNA. The record is from the annotation of a GenBank genome assembly. Lineage: Eukaryota; Metazoa; Arthropoda; Insecta; Lepidoptera; Papilionidae.
AUGUCAUUGAAUAAAUUUGAGAAAAUUCGCAAGACUUUAUAUUUCAAUGAUAACAGCAAGGACCUUCCCAGAAACAACUCUGAACAUGACCGAAUUUUCAAAAUAAGACUGGUUAUGAACUCUUUGAAUGAGGUCUACAGCAAAGUUACAUUGGAAGAGCACCUUUGCGUUGACGAGCAAAUGUGCUCCACUAAAGCACGAAAUACAUUGAAGAGAUACAAUCCCAACCAACCAAACAAAUGGGGUUACAAAAUCUUCGUGUUGAGUGACGUUUCUGGACUUGCUUAUAAAACUGAAAUUAAAACUGGUAAGGAAAAUGUUGUCCUACAAGAAGAGCCUGAUUUGGGUGCAUCAUCCAACGUCGUCACGAGACUAGCGCGCAUAAUUCCAAGACACCAAAAUUUCCAGCUAUGUUUUGAUAAUUAUUUUACCUCUCGUCGUUUGUUGGAGUAUCUGGCUAAAGAAGGUAUCCACAGUCUUGGUACAACUGUUGCUUGGAAGGAUAAUAAAAUACUCUUCCUUGCUUCAACUUUUGCUGGACAAAAACCAGAAGCUGAUGUACGAAGAUGGGAUAAGCAAAAGUCAAAGUAUGCGACUAUAAAGCGACCUUAUGUAGUUGGAGAGUACAAUCGUCACAUGGGUGGGGUCGACCUCAUCGACAGCAUCAUGGGCAUCUACAAAAUACGGCUACGUAGUAAACGAUGGCAGGUGCGCUUGUUCUACCAUUAUCUAUACUUCACGAUGGCUAAUGCAUGGUUACUUUAUAAAAGAGUCUCAAAAUACAAAAAACUUUCAGCAUCAAGCAUUUUAUCAUCAGCAGAUUUUCGUCAGGAGGUUGCAGUGACCCUAUGUAAAAUGGUUACAAAGUCUGGUAUGUCUGGCCGGCGUUCGCUGGAGACCGAUAUUCAAGCUAAAAAGCGCAAAGGACCUGCACAAUACGUGCCGCCAAUGGCAGUACGCCAAGACCAGAUAGGCCACUGGCCACAAUGGUCUAAUAAAAAUGAGAUGCAAGCUUCCAAAGUGCGCUGGAUUUACGUAUAA